Molecule: messenger RNA, 6997 nt
Organism: Equus caballus (horse)
Lineage: Eukaryota; Metazoa; Chordata; Mammalia; Perissodactyla; Equidae
Source: RefSeq, a predicted model, not a curated record
GAAGCGGGUGUGUCAGGGCGCGUGCGCAAACGUGGCCAGGGCGCCGGGGUGGUGGGUUACGCCUGGAGAGCGCAUGGGCAGACAAACUGUACGUCCGUUUGUCCGGAGCGGAGGGGAGAGUGGGCGCCAUCUUCUAGGCUCACGGAGGGCUCCACCUGUUCAGGGGAGGUUGCUGCGACAAGAAGUGUCCCCCACCCCCGGCGUUGUGUGUCCGAGUCAGCUGCAGUGCCUCCAUGUGGUGUUUUGUGUGCGCUUCCCAGUCUUCUUGAGUGAAGAUCUCGAAGGAUUUCAUAGGUAUAUUUUUCUUUGCUAUGUCAUCGUAGUCAGUGGUGGCAGAAAAGCGCUGAAGGCCCGGCUGGUUAGGCUUGAGAGGGGCCAAAGUGUUUCAGUUAGAUUUGAGGGCAGUUCCCCCUCUGACGAAUUAGCGUGGAAUGUGUGCCCUUGGGACGGCGUAACGGAAAGGCAUGGAGGUUGGGCGGUCUAGGUUAAUUUGAAGGCUGAAUUUGGCUGAAGGUCUGGCGACAGCAUCGGAUCUCACGUAGCAACUUUGGCCUGGCGCGAAAGAAGGAAGCUCUGAGCCCUGGGAGUGUGGACAAAGGCUUUGGGCUAUAGAAGCGCUGCCUUCGGAUGAUCCCCGUUUGAAAAUGAUGGAUGUGAUGGGAAAUCCUGUGCCAUGUGGAUUCGUCUUCGUUUACAGUUCCUGUUGGGGACUAUGGCUCUGUCUCGUCAUGCCUUUGAUUUUUAUUUUGACCAUCUACGUUUUAAAAGGAUGAAAGGCAGAUCAUCAUAAAGAAUAAUUGUGGACUGGGAUAGAUCAUUUUCUGUAGGGGAAACCCAUGCGUUUAUAAUUUGAAUGUGCUUCCUCAUAACAUUGGGUUUUAAGAAGUAGUCGCAGUUGUAUCUCCCUAACCAUGUCUAGAAAAUGACUUAAAAUCAAAUGGAUCUGAGAGAGUACCUAUUCAGGUUUAGCCUCCCUCGUGUUUCCUUCUCAAUCUUGUUUAGAAGGUGCACAUUUCAUAUUGUUUAGUGAUAAUGGUGAUCAAGUGGGAUGAAUCGUUGGAUAAAAUCAGCAAAAUUAUUUAAAAUGAGCUUAUUUAUUUCAGCGACUUGCCCUUAAAUGUGCUUUUAAGGACCCACUUCCUUUUCAUAGGUUAGAAGUUGUAACUGAUCACUGUCUUUAAAUCAACAGAGUCACGAAAAUACUUUUGUUGCCUUGCUAGGUAGAAAAAUUUUAAGUGGAGAGUACUUUUCCUGUGUUUUGAUUUGUGUGUAGUGUUCUUAGAAUUUGUGGGGAAUUUACUUAAGGAGAUAACAUGGGAACCACAGGAAAAGUGCUCAUUUUGAGAGCUGUUCUCUCUUGGUGAUCUCCUAGGUGUGUUAUUGUAAUGGGAAAAAUGGUACAUUAACCUACUCAAGGGCAAAAAAGUUUAAGUAUUAGUUAUAUUUAACUGGCAAAUUAGAAUAAUUUUUUUCUAUAGUCUGCUUGAAUUGGAAUUCAUGAGAUUUGAACUCAUGGAAUCACUUAGUUAAAAUAUUUUUAAGUUAGGGAGGAUAAAUUACUAGAAAUUUUUUGACUUUGACUUAUAAUUAUUCCUUUGAAAGGUCCCUGACUUUUUUGGUAGAUAUGUUUGUGUUCUCAAGGUAAAUCCCUUUUCAAUUUUUUAAAAAGUUUAGGAGGGACAAAAUUAUGUGUAUCUUACACUGCUUUCUAAAAUAUUUUAAAAGUAGAAAAGGAACUAAGUCGAUUUGCGUAGGAAGGAGUCUUGGAACUGUAGUGUGGACAGCGAGUCCAGAAGUCAUUUCUAGUUUUUGGUAAAAUGUUGGUGUGGAUAUUGGUUUGUGGAAGAAACUAAGCUUAUACUCUUUUUUUUUUUUGGUACCAUACAGAUUUUUUUUUUAAUUUUCUCUUUUUAGAGCAGUUUUUUCGGUUCAGAGCAAUAUUGAACAGAAGUUAGAGAGAUUUGCCAUAUGCCCUCUGCCCUGACACAUGUGCUGUGCAGAUAUGUUAAUAGUAAACUUCAUUAAUAUUUUUAAUACCAAUUUGGCAUUGAUAAUUGAGAUGUAGACUCUUCCAAAUAAUUUCUCACCGUUUAGCUUGUAGUUUAGGACGUUUACGGACCCUUUUUAAAGGAAAAUAAACCUUGCAUACCUAAAGAAUAUGUUUGCAGACCCCACUUGUGGAAGAGUGGUACUUAAGUGUAAGUACUAAAUGAAAGCAACAUUUAUUUGCACACUAAAAACAUACAUUUACAAUUAUUAACUUAGCAAGUGUUAAAAACUUAUUUACUAAGACUACGUUAUAUAUUGUUAGUUUGGGUAUCUCUGAAAGUAUUAGAUGUAAAUUUCCUUAAAAAAAUACUAAGUUGAGGUUUUUUUCAGUAGUUAACUCUGAUAAUCCCCAAACAUUCCAAAUUAAUCUAUUUUUACUAUUCUACUUUGUAUUUGGAUUUCUUCUGUAGAAUGCAGGACAGUUUUUUGAAAUGGAAAAAACUUAUUAGUAUAAUAAGAUUCUUUACUUAUUUGAACAUUUCUAAUUGGCUUCAGAUGAAUUUUAAUAGUAAUUGUUUUAGGAGUUUACGAUAAGCAGUAGUAGAGAUUUUUAUUUUUAGGGAUGUUUUAGUAUUUGCCUUAAUUAUAUUGGAGUCAGGAAGUUUGGUUCUGUGGAAGCAUGAACCGUAUAUAUAGAACUUAUCAUCACCAUUGAUUUAGGUUUAAAAAUUGAUUUUUGAAUUUGAAACAUUAUUACUGUGUUCAGUUAUUGUAUCGUUUUGAAUGGUUGCCUUAUUAAUUUGAUUUGAUCUUACAUUUUGAAAGGGAGGAGAAUUGCAAGAGUUGGACAUAGUAAUGAGCUAGGUGUUUGGUCUUUUCAUGAGCGGAAGUGAUAGAAAGUUUUUUGGGAAUUUUUGAUGUUUUUAAAUUGUUAUUUUACUUGUAGAACAGUUAUCUUUUUUAAAAAAAUGGAUGUAAAAUUUAUAUACAGUGAAAUGCACAGAACUUAAGAAUAGAAUUCAUUUAGCCUUGAUAAAUUUAUACAUUCACUUAACCAAUACUCCAAUCAAAAUAUCUAGCUUUUCCAUCACCCCUUUCCUCUUGCCACUUCCAAUCAAGGGCAAUGGUUUAAUUUUCAGAAGGUUUUUUGUUUUUUAAUUAAUUUGCAGAUGUCUGCUUGGAAUUUGUGCCUCCUUUUUGCUGAGGGAUGAUUAAUUUUCCUUUGGAACAAAGAAGACCAUUUUGUAAUGCCCAUAGUUGUGGUUCCUUAUGUUGCUUCACUUUUAGUAGGUACUUCUGAAGUGAAUAUCCUAAUCUGGCGUUGUUUAAGAUCAAUUACAGGGUCCAAGGAUUAAUUAUAUUUCAUUUUCUUUCCACAGUUAAGUUGCUUUUACAGAAUUAACAGGUCUUCAAGAAAUUUUUAAAAAGGUCAUUAUUGCUGUGGUUUGAGCUCAGCAUGGCUGUAGUCAUCCGUUUACUGGGGCUUCCUUUUAUUGCGGGGCCUGUGGAUAUUCGUCACUUCUUCACGGGAUUGACUAUUCCUGAUGGAGGAGUGCAUAUAAUUGGAGGGGAAAUUGGGGAGGCUUUUAUUAUUUUUGCAACAGAUGAAGAUGCAAGACGUGCCAUAAGUCGUUCAGGAGGGUUUAUCAAGGAUUCAUCUGUAGAGCUCUUUCUUAGUAGUAAGGCAGAAAUGCAGAAGACUAUAGAAAUGAAAAGAACUGAUCGCAUAGGAAGAGAGCGACCAGGAUCUGGGGCAUCAGGGGUUGGCAGCUUCUCUGAUUUUGUUGAGGCUAUUAAAGAAGAAGCAAGUAAUUCUGGAUAUGGCUCUCCGAUUAAUCAAGGUGCUGGGUUUCAUACUAAUGGUACAGGACAUGGUGAUUUAAGGCCAAGAAAGACACGACCGUUGAAGGCCGAGAAUCCUUACUUGUUUCUACGAGGUUUGCCUUACUUAGUAAAUGAAGAUGACGUACGUGUCUUUUUCUCUGGUUUGUGUGUGGAUGGAGUAAUUUUCUUAAAACAUCAUGAUGGCCGAAAUAAUGGUGAUGCCAUAGUAAAAUUUGCUUCAUGUAUUGAUGCUUCAGGAGGUCUUAAAUGUCAUAGAAGUUUUAUGGGUUCAAGAUUUAUAGAAGUAAUGCAAGGCUCAGAACAACAGUGGAUUGAGUUUGGUGGUAAAGCAGUUAAGGAGAGUGACGUUCCUAUGAGAACUGAAAAACAUUCUCCACCAAGAGGAAUUAAUGAUAGACAUUUUCGAAAACGAUCUCAUUCAAAAUCUCCCAGAAGAACACGUUCUCGUUCCCCUCUUGGAUUUUAUGUUCACUUAAAAAAUCUGUCUCUAAGUAUUAACAAAAGAGAUUUAAGAAAUUUCUUUAGAGAUACUGAUCUGACUAAUGAACAGAUUAGGUUUUUAUAUAAAGAUGAAAGAAGAACAAGAUAUGCCUUUGUGAUGUUCAAGACUCUGAAAGACUAUAACACUGCUCUGGGUUUACAUAAGACUGUUUUACAGUAUCGUCCAGUUCAUAUUGAUCCAGUUUCUAGAAAACAAAUGCUGAAGUUCAUUGAAUGUUAUGAAAAGAAAAGACCAGUGUCAAUAGAGAAAGACAGACUUGGACAUGUUUCACAAAAAUACUCUCAAGGAGGCUAUUCUGGCCAGAAACUGUGCAUAUAUAUAAGAAAUUUUCCAUUUGAUGUUACAAAAGUUGAAGUGCAAAAGUUCUUUGCAGACUUUUCUCUUGCUGAGGAUGACAUUUACUUGCUUUAUGAUGACAAAGGAGUUGGUCUGGGAGAAGCAUUGGUGAAAUUCAAAUCAGAAGAACAGGCCAUGAAAGCUGAACGUUUGAACCGACGAAGAUUCUUGGGGACAGAGGUAUUGUUAAGACUUAUAUCUGAGGCACAAAUGCAGGAGUUUGGUGUAAAUUUUUCCUUGAUGUCCAGUGAGAGAAUGCAAGACCAUUCACAGUCAUGUGAGAGAGAUGAUCAUUCCCAUUCAUUUGAUUCAAAUGAUCCACCAGUAUACUUAGUUGGCCCUUCUGAAAACUUCAGGCAUCAGGAAGAGGACUUGAGGCAACUGGACAAUUUCAGACAUCCCCAGGGGGAUUUCCGACAGCCUGAUAGGCACCCUCCAGAAGACUUUAGGCAUUCCCCAGAGGACUUCAGGUGCUCCCCGGAAGACUUCAGGCGCCCUCGCGAGGAGCACUUCAGGCAGCCUCCUGAGGAGGACUUCAGGUGCCCUUGGGAGGAGGACUUCAGAUACCCUCAGGAGGAGGACUUGAGGCACCCUAGGGAGGAGGACUGGAGGCGGCCACCUGAGGAGGAUUUCAGGCGGCCUCCCAAGGAGGACUUCAGGCGACUCCCUGAGGAGGACUGGAGGCGGCCCCCAGAGGGAGACUUCAGGCAACUACCUGAGGAUUGGAGGCGGCCUCCUGAGGGGGACUUCAGGCGGCUUCCCCCAGGGGAAUGGAGGAGACCACCUGAGGAGGAUUUCAGGUGGCCCCCUGAAGAGGAUUUCAGGCGACUUCCAGAGGAAGACUUCAGGCGACCUCCUGAGGAAGACUUCAGGUAUUCUCCUGAGGAGGAUUUCAGGCGUUCUCCUGAGGAGGACUUCAGGCGGCCACCCCAGGAACACCUCAGGCGGCCACCCCCAGAAUACCUCAAGCGGCCACCGCAGGAGCACUUCCGGCGGCCACCACAGGAGCACUUCCGGCGGCCAUCCCAGGAGCACUUCAGGCGGCCACCUCAGGAGCAUUUCAGGCGGCCACCCCAGGAGCACUUCAGGCGUCCCCGAGAGGAAGAUUUCAGGCACCUACCGAAUGAAGAUUUCAGGGGCCCUCCCGAUGAAGACUUUAGACACCCUCCUGAUGAGGACUUCAGGAGCCCCCCGGAGGAAGAUUUUAGGUGUCCUGAUGAGGACUUCAGGCGGCUCCCAGAGGAAGACUUCAGGGAAGGUCCAGAGGAGGACCCUAGACUUCCUGACAAUUUUAGACCUCCUGGUGACGAUUUUAGGAGCCCACCUGAUCAUUUUAGAAGUCAUCGCCCUUUUGUGAAUUUUGGUCGCCCAGAGGGUGGCAAGUUUGAUUUUGCAAAGCGUAAUAUGGGAAGUUUUCCUGAGGGGAGGUUUAUGCCUGAUCCAAAAUUAAAUUGUAGUUCAGGUAGAGUAACGCCUAUUAAGAUAAUGAAUCUUCCAUUUAAAGCUAAUGUUAAUGAGAUUCUAGACUUUUUCCAUGGUUAUAGAAUCAUUCCUGAUUCAGUUUCAAUACAGUAUAAUGAGCAAGGAUUACCUACAGGGGAAGCCAUUGUUGCUAUGAUAAACUAUAAUGAAGCUGUGGCUGCUAUUAAAGACCUAAAUGAUAGGCCAGUUGGUCCACGCAAAGUUAAGUUAAUUUUGCUCUAAAGAGCAUUUCUAAAUUCAGAGUUACCUCCCCACAGUAUUGAUGCAGCAAAUGCAGUUAUGGUUUUUUUAAAGUGUUUAUUUUUAAUUAUCUAGUGAAAAAUAUUUUAAUUUUGACCUGUGAAUAGAACAAAUGUAAAUAGAGUGUGAAUCUGGUUUUCUUUUGCUUGCAAAUUGCCGUUCACUUUUUCUAAUUUAAAAUUAUAUAUGCCUUUUUUUUUUGGGACAGUGGGAGAACUAAUUCCCUGAGUGCAUUAAUUUUUGUUGCUGUCCUGGGUAAACCUCAAGACUUGUAUAAAGUAGAGCUGUAUUUGGGGAAGAUAAAUUUUAUAUUCACUUUUGUUCCCAUUCUGUAGUCUACAUCUUCUACUCACACUGUAUAAGGAAAUGGUCAGUGACUGAUUGUUCAGGUUUAGCAUUUUCAUUGCUAACUGCCUGCAAAAUUAAUGCCCUCUUCUUUGUCUGAGAUAUUACUGUGUUAAGCCUCCCAUUAAUAAUAAAUAGUUCAAAAUGGACAGACUGUGAACUUGAAGUUUACGCAUGUAAAAACCUUAGGGGAUUCUUAAGUUUCCAUGUGCAUAACUUUGGAAAGUUUUAUAAAAAUAAAAAAAUUGCAACUGAAUA